This is a messenger RNA of Haliotis rubra (blacklip abalone), 5154 nucleotides long. RefSeq lists its product as uncharacterized. The coding region runs from base 300 to 2489 and encodes 729 amino acids. The record is from RefSeq and is a predicted model, not a curated record. The transcript is spliced from 2 exons. Lineage: Eukaryota; Metazoa; Mollusca; Gastropoda; Lepetellida; Haliotidae.
GUCCUGCAACGGACCAAGCGAGUGGAGCGCCAGAGCUACCAUCUCCCCGAACAAUGUGAAACGACCAUAAUUAAUAGGUAACGGUGGUAGGGUUUACUAACACCCAAACGCCAGUUACGACAUGGUGGAGUCUGCGGGUUCUUCUUGAACAAAAUGUUUAAGACGAUCCAUUUCGCUGUUUUCCUUAUGGUCGUUCCUACCCUUUUGUUCCCUUGCAUUGACGUUUGACGGUAGGUUCCCUUUUCGCGGCUGGGAUAUGUUAUCUGCAGUUUUCCCUCAGGAUAUUUUGAAUUUUUGUAAUGCCUCGUGGAAAUGAUUCAGAUUCAUCUACGUCCUAUGACAGUCUGGUCCAAUCUCGUCCCAUCACUUCUAACAUUUUUACUAAUCCAACCCGACUUGGCAUAAUACAACAACCCACGUCAACGUCUCAACCUCCAUCUGCUCCCAAUGACCUCUCCCUAUCUCUUUCUCAGGAGGAUUUAGAAUUCUCAUUUUCCUCUUUAGAUUUGUCAUCUACCAAUAGUUCUUAUUCUGCACCUGACUUCAAUAUGGGCGAUUCCACUUUAAUGCCAGAACAUUUCACAGGUAGGGACACGUUUCAUUCUGCCGAGUGGCUUGACCGUUUUGCUCAUUUUGAUAACUUUAAAAGGUGGACUGAUGCACAGAAAAUUGAAGUUUUCCCACUGUUUUUAAAGGACGCGGCGUAUCUAUGGUACAAAGAUUUGAUAGAAUCGGCAGAGGAAGAAAUAGUCCGUUUUGAUGAGAUUGAGAAAUUGUUCAAGGACAAGUAUGUCCAUCCUACUGACCGUUGGGCCCUUUUGGAAACUUUUGUCAGUCGAAAGCUAUCCUCUACAGAAUCUAUAGAUACUUAUUUGGCGGACUUGACUGAGACGGCUAGCCUGUUAGGAAAAACAGAUGCAGAUGUAAUGGACGCCUUCGUUAGGGGACUGGAUGACAAUACCAGGCGACAUGUGUUAAUGAAACAACCAAAUGUGCUAAACGAGGCAGUUUCAUUUGCGCGACUGGCUAGAUCGGUCAUUCCCCAGUCUGAAGACAGUACAAACGUUAUGCUAGCAAUAGAUACGCUGAGAUUACAGAUUGUUGAACUUUCGGCAAAACUCGCUCCGGUAUCGUCACAGAUCAAUACUUAUGAGUCCCGACAGAAUCAACGUCCCCAGUUCCCCAGACAAUCCAGGUAUACAGAUCAACCGUGGCAGCCCACUCCUCAAUGGACAGACCCCAUUCAAGGAGACAACAUGGCCCGUGGAAGGCAGUGUUACAGAUGCGGUGAAUCCAGGAGUCUCCUUCGACCAGUUUGGGUCUUGUUCACGCUGAUGGCGCUUGUCAUCAUCCAGAAUCAAGUUAAUUCUGUCCAUACAGAAUUACGACUUCCAUGGGGAGUUGUAUUUAUCCAUACGUCACGUAUCGACAUUUCACAAAAUAAAUGGAUCCAUGUAUUCAAGUAUAAAUUGCCAGAUUUGUCUGAAAUGGGUAAUAGACCAGAUUACCAACAGUUUUGUAAAACGCACGCGUUACAUUGUUAUUCUGUGAAUGCUAUAGAUGGAUAUAUAAAGAAAGCGGAACAAGAAUUGCUCGUGUAUUGGACGAAUGUCAGUAAGGACAUUAAAAUAUUAAUUCCGCAUGUUAACACUUUUCAAAAGGAUUCACGCACGAGACGGGCAAUCCUUCCAUUUAUCGGAUCCAUUAGUCGUUCAAUUUUUGGUACUGCUACAGUCGAAGAUGUAGAACGGCUGGCGCAGUAUGUCAAACGAUUAUCAAUGCAUGUAACUAAUACUUCUCGCGUUGUACAAGUGCAAGUUCGUCAGAUGUCGUCAUUUAUAGCUAAAACCAAUGACCGUAUUUCUUCCUCUCUAACAGGUAUUGAAACGAAUCAUAGGGACAUUUCUCAGGUCGCCGAACAGGUACAAGACGUAGAAAAAAGUAUUUUCAUUUCUAUGAAAAUUUUGCUAGAUCGUCUGACAUUUUUGACGACUAUUCGACAGGAAAUUGAUGAAAUGUAUCUUGGAAUACAGCAAUUAGUUAACCAACGUUUGAGUCCAUCUUUGCUCCCAGUUACGGAAGUAAAGAAGGCCCUAAAUAUGAUUCAAAAACGUCUAAACGCAGAAUAUCCGUUGUUUCACGUUGCUCACAAGGAUCCAGGCUAUUAUUAUCGGGAACGCACUGUUCAUUGUUCUAGAACUGGAGAUUCAAUUUUAAUUUCACUCAUUGUUCCUUUCCAGACUCAUUCAACUCUCCUCGAGGUAUAUCGAAUCAAUUCAUUUGGCCUACCAAUUAAUCAAUCAAGUUCACACGUCACUCAGGUUAUGAAUUUACCUGAUUAUUUGGCAGUUUCGGAAGCGAAAGAUCAGUAUAUUGAAUUUUCUACCAGGGAUUUUCAAACAUGUUUUGGUGAACACAAAAAACAUUGCCCAAUUUUUCUUAGCGCCAAACCAAACACUGGUUCUCACCUGCGCACUUGCUCUGCUUGAUCAGGACGCACCAGGAAUUAAAUCCUUGUGUGAUGUUAAAUUUAGAUUAAAAGGGCUUCGUUCGAUGGCUCUCGAAAUCGAACCAGGCCUUGUUUUGCUCAGUGGCAUAAAAACUAUUAUAUUAACUUGCAAGGGUCGCAUUGAGAAGCGUCCAGCUUGUCAGAUUUGUAUAUUUAAAAUUCCUUGCCACUGUGCGUUGAAACUGGAUGAAUUCGACAUAGACAUGAGAAUUCAUCACUGUGAAAAAAAGUCAACAACUUCAAAAUUGUAUCCACCCAAUCUUCUACUCUUAUCGGAAUUUUUCAAUUCAUCCGUACUGAAACCUUACGAAACUUUACGGCUUCUUUUAGAAGAUUCUGCGUUCAAAAUUCCACAUUUAUUAAUCGAUUAUAAAGUUUUCGAUGACAUUCGGAAAAAGGAAAAUAAAUUUCAAGUUGAUUUACGCCUUAUUUCCAAGCGUAUGAAAAAGGCACAAGUGAUUUCGGAUAAUUUAAUUGAAGAUAAUUGGAUGAAUUCCCUUCCAUCGUCUGCUUUGGAUGGGUCCUUAACCAAGCCCUAACAUUUAACGGCUAGUUUUGCCGCAGGUUUGUCCUUAUUUCUAUUUAUACUGGUUAUGUAUUUAUGGUUAAAAGUUAGACGCCUAUUUUUUGCUUUAACGUUACUUACAGCAGGUUCCCCGACUAAUGGUUUGAUAGAUUGGAAAGCAUACCACACAACCACCCCUCCGAACUAUCCCCAGCCAUCUUUUAUGUCUUUGAUUAAAUCAACUAUUUCAAUGGAUGUUUUCCUCAUCAUAUCGACAGUAUUUCUGGUGUUUAUUUUACUUCUUCGCAGAGUAAAAAAGUUCAAUCGACCGGUUACGACCUUAGUUUUACAUUUGACGAAUUCUUGUCAUGAGAUUGUUCUGCCACAAUUUUAUCUCUGAACCCGUGACCUCACGUUGUCAGCUGCAAAUUUUUGACUAACUUUCGUAUUCAACGAGUUUUCUUUACAUAUUAUUUACUGUUCGAUAGCCCCAAUUUUGGUAAUUCAAACCCCAUCUAUAUAUAUAUAUAUAUAUGUCUGGAAAAACGUUUCAAUUCAAACAAUUCCUUCCAACUAUAGCAAGUGUUUUUAUGGUUUUAUAACAUUAUGGCAUUACAACCGUCCCCUUAAAUCAGACGGCAGACCCCGGUUAUCCUAUUAGCAAUAGAAAGCUUUUGUUCUCCGCCAAAUGCCAGAUAUAACGGUCGCAGCAAAGUGUAUUUAUGUCGAUGACGAAUUCAACCGUUAUCUUAUGGUGGACUGUCACCGUGGAAACGCAUUGUGCAGAGGACGAAAUCAGCACGUAAUCUUGAUAAUGGAGUUCAACAAACUUUUAACGACCAGUCAUUUUUCAGUGUUAGAACACUUGUCAUUUGGGUACAUUGACCAUUUGAGUCUACACAAUGGUUAAGAAUUGGAAAAGCGAUAGUUUUCGAUAAAUACUCCAUGUUUUAAAGUUAUAGUAAUAUUUUGUUAAAUGUUUUAACAGUAGAGAUCAUCGUGCUCUUAACCCCUAUAUAAUUACAAAGUCACAAAGAGAAUGUUCAGUCAUAUAUUAAUACUCAUUCUUACGACAAUAUUGUAUAACUUUUCUAUAGAGACAAUACCUGUAUUAGGAAUUGAUGUCUCAUACAUUACGGAUAGAUGGAAGUUAUUUAUAUUACAUAAUUCUACUGUGGAUUCUCUUCAAUGUUACUUGUUAGGAAAUAUUCUUAUCCGUGUUUCAAUGUAUACUUUCAGUCCAUCCCUUAUUUAUCGGUGUUGUUCGUUCUUGUUGUUUUAAACUGCAAAGCAUUUACUGAAUGUUGUGAGUAACUUGCACCUAUUUAACCUAUUACAGGUAUUACAGAUGUCGUCCAUGGUUAAAAUAACAUUUGAUUACUAUUUAUUGAUGCCAUGCUACAUAGGUAUCAGAGAAUAUUCAUGCAACAUUAUGGACUCAAAUUGUUAUUCGGCACGCAGUCGGCAGUCAAGAAUGCUGUAAUUGUCUACUGUGACCUGUACACAGGUUGCCAUUUAUUUGAGCGUGUCAUGUUUUAACAUGUAUUGCUGUCGUAUCUAAUGUAUAUUAUAAUACUAAUUAUAUUCGCCGUGGUUUAACACUUGUUUCAAGUGUUGUAGAUUAAUGGCCGGACCCCAUUCAGACGGGAGAACAGAUAAGCUCCUCCCUCGCUGUCGUCUGGUCCACGCCACAUCGAUUAUCUGGCUCCACACUUGCUGUUACCGGCGAACGCUAUCGCAAGUUCCAGGUUGCGACGCUGAACACCGCCCACGAAGGCGCAGUAUUGACGAUAGACACUGCAAGACCUCUACGAUGCCCCCCUACAAGUUGCGAAAGCAACAGGGUACAUCAUCAGUGAAACUACAGAGCUCACUCACGCAGUGUGCAGAACAUUUCGUCUCCUCACUUUGAAGACCAAGCCAAUUAACUAUGCUGUGUGAUACACGGCCCUGUGUUCAGACAUUAAUUUUGUUGUGGCCUCGCACAGAGUAAACAGCGUUCAGUGUAUAUCAAGUGACAUUCAGAACAUGACUUUUCCAGUAGACGUUUGCCAGUUUAUUCGAUGGGACCAGAGACUUAUGAACUUUUGUGAAUGGUGGUGCCAUUGUUUGGCCAUAUUGAAGACAUUUUCACAUUUAA